AUGCUGUCGCGAGCUGCCGCGCGCCCGGCAGCAAGCCUCCGAGCGGCGACCCUCACAACCCCAUCUGCGCUUCGGCCGCGGAGCCUACCUGCCAUCUGGAGUCGGGGUAUGGCAAAGAACAACAAUUCGCAACCACCGCGAUUCUCGAAAUCACAAAACCCGGUCACACAAAAACCGUCACAACCACCACCUAGCAGCUCUACCUCCGCAUCCGCUCCCAAACCGACUCCCGAACCUCCGAAGGAGCCCGCUCAUCCACCCGCGGACGACCUUGCAGCGCCACAAGAGUCUGACCAACAGCCGAUACCAGACUUGUCCAAGCUUCCCAACCUCACACAAGGCAUCCCGUCCACGCUCGAAUAUGAAACCUCUGGCGCAGACAAGUCCGCGCUGGCUGCCAUCGAAGAGGAGGGAGCCCCAAAAGUUGGUGGCGGAGGGGGUCGAGGCAAGGGUGAGCUACCCGCAUCGGCGUAUGUCUCUUCGACGGAGCGCCGCCGACAGAAGCUUGUGUUGUGGGCCCUCGCUUUCACCGGCCUGUCCGCCGUCGGUGGUGUGGCAUACCUGGGCAGGGAUUGGGACGAGGAGGAGCUGUCAAAGAACCCCGACGUGCCCAAUGGCUGGAACGUUGGCCUUUGGUGGAAGCGCGCCAUGGCCCGUAUGGGCGAUACCGUAACAUACUACCAGGAACCAGCGUUCGAAAAGCUCCUCCCGGAUCCCGACCCGUCCUUCGAGCGCCCCUACACACUGUGCAUCAGUCUGGAGGACAUGCUAGUACACAGCGAGUGGAGUCGAGACCACGGCUGGCGGGUGGCGAAACGCCCUGGUGUGGACUACUUCCUGCACUACCUCAGCCAGUACUACGAGAUCGUCCUCUUCACCACCGUCCCGUUCGCCAAUGGGGAGCCCCUGGUGCGCAAGCUUGACCCGUACCGUUUCAUCAUGUGGCCGCUAUUCCGAGAAGCGACCAAGUACAAGGAUGGUGAAAUCAUAAAGGAUCUGUCAUAUCUCAACCGUGAUCUGUCAAAGGUGAUCGUCAUCGACACCAACGCCAAGCACGUGCGCGAGCAGCCCGAAAAUGCCAUCAUCCUGCCCAAGUGGACCGGUGACCCCAAGGACAAGGAGCUAGUGUCUUUGGUUCCGCUCCUCGAGUUCAUCCACACAAUGCAGUACGACGAUGUGCGCAAAGUCAUCAAGUCUUUCGACGGUCACCACAUCCCCACCGAGUUUGCCCGCCGGGAGGCUCUUGCUCGCGCGGAGCACAACAAACGGGUCCAGGCCAAGUCUUCCCGCGGAGGCGGCAUGAGCUGGCUCAGCAGCCAUCUCGGCCUCAAGCCGAGUAACAUGAGCCUCAUGGUGGCACCCGAGGGCGAAGAGAACCCCCAAGAGGCAUUCGCCAAGGGAAAGAUGCUCCAAGAUAUCGCCCGUGAGCGCGGCAUGCGGAACUAUUUGAUGCUCGAGGAGGAGAUCCGCAAGAACGGCGAGAAGUGGCUCAAGGAGGAACAAGAAGCUAUGGAAAAGGCUCAAAAGGAGGCCAUGAAGAGCAUGAAGACAUCCUUCUUCGGCUGGUUCACCCCGCCCGAAGAACAAAAGGGGGGAGACCCUCAGGACGGCGAGACGAAGCGCGACUAA
This is a messenger RNA of Chaetomium fimeti, 1629 nucleotides long. Its product is annotated as HAD-like domain-containing protein. The transcript is spliced from 2 exons. The record is from RefSeq and is a predicted model, not a curated record. Gene Ontology annotation, cellular component: TIM23 mitochondrial import inner membrane translocase complex. Bases 1 to 1629 code for a protein of 542 amino acids. Gene Ontology annotation, biological process: protein import into mitochondrial matrix. NCBI's taxonomy places the organism in Eukaryota, Fungi, Ascomycota, Sordariomycetes, Sordariales, Chaetomiaceae.